ACGCCCCCUACCGGACGAGGCCAAUGGAAGCGCAGGAAGAAAGGGGCGUGGCCAGCGCGGGCGCGGCCAAUGGGAACACGCGAUGGCGGCGGCCGUGAAGGAUCGGGAGGCGCUGCAGCGGCUCAGCUUCCUCUUCCAGGCUGCACACUGGGUGCUGCCGCACAGCCCCGCUCUCGCCCGUUUCUACUCCUUCACCCAGCGCGGGGCCGCCCGACGCCUCGUCCUGCGCCUGGCCCCCUCGGUGAAGCGCAUGGUGUGCCGUCGCUGCUGCUCCCUCCUGCUGCCUGGGGAGGGAGGUGGCCAGAGGCUGCGCGGGAGGGGGCAGCCACGCACGGUUCUGCGGUGCCGGACCUGCGGCCGCUGCCGCCGCUUCCUCUGCCACGGGCAGAACUGGGACGGCCCCGUCCUCGAGAGCAGACCCACAUGAAAUCCACCCGGCAACAUCAGCACAGCGUCCAAUUGGUCCCUCCCACUGCAGAAAUAAACUCAUCUUAUUCCAUACAUAGUGCGCCGUGGGCGGGGCUUAACAGGCGGCAGUUUGUCGGAGGGGGCGUGGCCUC
Cuculus canorus (common cuckoo) is the source of this 560-nucleotide messenger RNA. RefSeq names its product ribonuclease P/MRP subunit p21 (gene RPP21). Gene Ontology annotation, cellular component: nucleolar ribonuclease P complex. Lineage: Eukaryota; Metazoa; Chordata; Aves; Cuculiformes; Cuculidae. The record is from RefSeq and is a predicted model, not a curated record. Gene Ontology annotation, biological process: tRNA processing. The transcript is spliced from 5 exons. The coding region runs from base 83 to 427 and encodes 114 amino acids.